AUGGAGAUUGCCAAUACCAGCAAGCUUGAAUUCGAGGGCGUUGGCCUCAAGCAUAGAGGAAACGGGAUUUGGUUCAAGUACCUGUUUCUCGGCGACGAAGAUGAUCCUACGAACAACUACCUCUUUGUUCUCGCUCGUCAACAAAGCUUCUAUUCACCUGUGCAUCGCCACAACUUUGAUCAGUUUCGCUAUCCCACGCUGGGCAACAUUAAUAUACUCCCAGAAGUUGACGUCCGUCAAGGCGAACUUUGUUACCACCCCGAGGGUGUCCACUACGGCCCACAGGACGACGGCGACGAGCUCAAAGAGGUUCUGGUCCUCCAGUUUGGCGGCGCAAGUGGCCAGGGCUUUGUGAGCCAUGCAAAACUGGCAGAGAGUCAACAAAGACUUGCCAGCCAUGGUCAAUUUGAGCGUGGCAAAUUCAUUCGCCGAGCACAAAACAUCGAUGGAACUGGUUACGAUGAGUCGGAGCCCGUCGACGCUUUCCAGGCGCUAUGGGAGGACCAGACGGGCCGGUCGCUCGUAUAUCCAGAGGGUCGUUAUGACCGUAUCAUCAAGAUGCAGCCAAAUGCAUAUGCGUGGACCAAGAUGAAGGGCUACAGCGGGGUCUGGAAGAAGACUCUCGGGGUUUUCUCCGAGCGCGAGACAAGAGUGGAAGUGAUUAAGAUCGAGAAAGACAAUUGGAAAAUACCAGCUGAGGAUGCUACACACCUGUUUUAUUUGUUGAAAGGGGAGGGACUUGCUGACGGUAACGAUAUCAAAGCCGAAUGGGCUGGUAGAAUCCAAGCAGGCAAGGCUGCAGAGGUUAGCACGGAUAUCGAGCUACAGAUACUUCACUUCAAGUUACCCAUGCUAGCGCCGGAGAAUAGCUAG
Messenger RNA from Penicillium waksmanii, 873 nucleotides. RefSeq lists its product as uncharacterized. The record is from RefSeq and is a predicted model, not a curated record. NCBI's taxonomy places the organism in Eukaryota, Fungi, Ascomycota, Eurotiomycetes, Eurotiales, Aspergillaceae. The coding region runs from base 1 to 873 and encodes 290 amino acids. The transcript has a single exon.